Molecule: messenger RNA, 7243 nt
Organism: Python bivittatus (Burmese python)
Lineage: Eukaryota; Metazoa; Chordata; Lepidosauria; Squamata; Pythonidae
Gene: CMTR1
Product: cap methyltransferase 1
Biological process (GO): 7-methylguanosine mRNA capping; methylation
Cellular component (GO): nucleus; cytoplasm
Molecular function (GO): protein binding; methyltransferase cap1 activity; nucleic acid binding
Source: RefSeq, a predicted model, not a curated record
CCCGCCCCAAAGAGGAGCUGCCGGGAAACGAAAGUGAAUUGUGGCGGAGUGGAGUUGGAGGGGGUCGGGCUGCCGUUCCCCCUGCCAAGCCCAGGCGCGCCUGUGGACGGCUCUUCCCUUCUCCUCUUUGUUCCGGCCCGAGGCAGAGCCCCUUCCCCCUUUAAAAAUGAAGAGAAGAGCAGAACCUGAAUAUAGCAGCCCACAGAAAAGGCAGAAAAAAAGGAUAGAAGAGUUGGGUCUGACUCUCAGUUCCACAUCAGACGAUGAAACCCAACUUAGUGGUAACCAUGCAACUCAAGAUUCUUCCACCACAAGCAGCAGUGAAUCUGAUAGUGAGAGCAGUGAGAGGCGGCCUGCUCUUGGCACUUUCAGCAAUAAAUUCAGCGCAGAUUCCCUUGUGGAGGGCACAUCUUCCCGCUACUCUAUGUACAACAGUGUGUCCCAGAAGCUCAUGGCUAAGAUGGGGUUUCGAGAAGGUGAAGGUCUUGGCAAAUAUGGCCAGGGAAGGCAAGAGAUUGUGGAGGCCUCACAACAGAAAGGAAGACGUGGAUUGGGGCUCACAUUGAAAGGAUUUGAUGGAGAGGUGAACAUCAACUGGCAAGAUGAGCCAGAGGCUAGUGCUUAUGAGCAAGUGGACUGGUGCCCAGAAUGUACCACAGAAAUUCCAGAUGCUGAAGAAAUGAAGGAUUGGAUGAUGAUAGGAAAGAAGAAACUGGUGAUUGACGAUGAAACGGAAUUCUGUGGAAAAGAACUCCUACAGAGCAUACUCCAAUGCAAGAGUGUUUUUGAUGUGCUGGAUGGAGAGGAGAUGCGCCGAGCUCGUACAAGAUCCAAUCCCUAUGAGAUGAUCCGUGGAGUCUUCUUCCUAAACAGAGCUGCAAUGAAGAUGGCAAACAUAGAUUAUGUCUUCGACUACAUGUUUACAAAUCCAAAGGAUUCUCGUGGGAAACCACUAAUUAAAGAACGUGAUCCUGAGCUGCUAUACUUUGCUGAUGUAUGUGCUGGCCCUGGUGGUUUCUCAGAAUAUGUCCUCUGGAGGAAGAAGUGGCACGCAAAGGGUUUUGGGAUGACCUUAAAAGGACCAAAUGAUUUCAAAUUGGAGGAUUUCUGUGCUGCCUCUAGUGAACUUUUUGAGCCUUACUAUGGUGAAGGGGGUGUUGAGGGAGAUGGCGACAUCACCCGUCCUGAGAACAUUUCUGCCUUUCAGCAUUUUGUGCUGGACAGCACAGAUCAGAAGGGGGUGCAUUUCUUGAUGGCUGAUGGGGGCUUCUCUGUAGAGGGGCAGGAAAACAUCCAAGAGAUCUUAAGCAAGCAGCUAAUGCUUUGUCAAUUCCUCACAGGACUCUCUGUUAUACGGACAGGAGGGCACUUUCUCUGCAAAACCUUUGACUUAUUCACACCAUUCAGUGUUGGCCUUGUAUAUUUGUUGUAUUGCUGCUUUGAACGUGUGUCAAUCUUCAAACCUGUGACAAGCCGUCCUGCCAAUUCAGAAAGGUAUGUGGUAUGCCGUGGAUUAAAAUCUGGAAUUGAUGAAGUGAGAGAAUAUCUUUUCACAGUGAACAUCAAACUCAACCAGCUACGCAACUCUGACCAAGAUGUUAAUCUUGUUGUUCCCCUGGAAGUAAUCAGAGGUGAUCAUGAUUUCUAUGACUACAUGAUACGCUCAAAUAAAAGACUCUCUGCUGUUCAGAUUAAAGCCCUGGCCAAAAUUCGUGCCUUUGUUCAAGACACGACUUUGAAUGAACCACGUCAGGCUGAUAUCCGAAAAGAAUGCCUCAGACUUUGGGGGAUUCCAGACCAAGCCCGAGUUGCUCCAUCUUCUUCUGAUCCCUUGUCCAAAUUCUAUGAGCUAACUCAGGGUGCUGACAUAGAGAUCUUUAGUUAUAAACCAACUCCUCUCAACUCAAAAACUUUAGAAAAAAUUCGACCAGUGCUGGAUUACAGAUGCAUGGUAUCAGGAAGUGAGCAGAAGUUCCUUCUGUCACUAGGGAAGUCUCAGAUAUAUACCUGGGGUGGUCGCCCAUCAGAUCGCUGGACCAAACUGGACUUGAAAAUAGAACUGCCACGGGAUACGCUUCUGUCUGUGGAGAUUGUUCAUGAGCUGAAAGGAGAGGGCAAAGCCCAGCGAAAAAUCAAUGCCAUCCACAUCCUGGAUGCUCUGGUGCUGAAUGGCAGUGAUGUCAGAGAACAGCAUUUCAAUCAGCGAAUUCAGCUGGCAGAAAAGUUUGUGAAAGCUGUCUCUAAACCUAGCCGCCCAGAUAUGAGCCCCAUCAGAGUGAAAGAAGUGUACAGGCUAGAGGACAUGGAAAAGAUCUUUCUUAGGUUAGAAAUGAAGGUCAUCAAAAGCUCAGGUGGAAUCCCGCGGCUAUCCUAUACCGGCCGUGAUGACAGGCACUUUGUACCUUUUGGAUUGUACAUCGUUCGGACUGUCAGCGAGCCCUGGACCAUGGGAUUCAGCAAAACCUCUAACAGAAAGUUUUUCUACAAUAAGGCAACACAACAUGCCACAUACGAACUGCCUCCAGAAUCUGUUGCACCAUUUCACAUUUGUUAUUUUGGUCGCCUCUUCUGGGAAUGGGAUGAUGGUAUCAAAGUACAUGACUCUCAGAAAAGAGAAGAUCCAGAGAAACUAUCGAAAGAAGCUGUUCUGUCCUUCAUCAGACAACAUUUCACCCUGUGAUUACUCUCUCGUCAGAUCUUAGGGUAUGGGGAAUGACCCUGACCUGGAAUAUUCAGCAGGGAGUCAUGGAGAAAAACACUUGUCAAAGUGGUCCGAUUGGAUGAUAAGGACUCAAUCCAAAAGAAAUAGGAGAAGGCUUUGGAUUAUAAAAUAGUACAGUAUAUAAAUAUCUGCUCCUGGCUGUGCUAAGACUGGAGCAGUGCACAUUCUUCUGAAUGGAUCCUCACUGUAUCUUCCUAGGGCUUUUCCCUCCUGACAUCUGGGCUGUAUUAGCAGGCAACGAAGGAAGAAGAGGAUGCACAGAAGACUCUUGGCAUUUGUAAAAUUGGAGGCCAGAUGACUGUUGGCUAAACUACUCAAAUGAGGACAGAAAAACAAAUAUACUUUUAGUAACUCUUUCUUGUUCCUCUUUAUGUGAAUUCACUGGGAAGUGUACUUGAUUCUUGUAAUUUGGCUUGUGACUGCAGCCUAGAAGUUCUGAGAGUUCAGAUCUUAGCAGGAAGAAACCCGACAGGUAGAGUUUUUGAAUUAAUAAUUUAGAUAUGCUUAUUGCCGAUAGUGACUCUCAUCAAAGUUGGAUUUUAUGCUUCUAUGCAAGUAAAUAUAUUAUGCUUUUUCUCACUCUCCACCUUCAGAUAUGCCCGUCCAAGUAUUUUUCUCUCUGAAUUCUAUACCCAGUACUUUCCCUUCAGAAAGUAAAGGAGAUUUGGAAUUUAGAGAAUUUGCUUUAAAGGAACUAUAUAGAUUAGAUCCAGUGGAAAAAAUGCAUAUUUCUAAAGAGAGCAACUUCUUUUGGCUUUCAAAAAAUUAAAACUGAAUCUUUGCACACAUUGGCAGGAAGGUAUUGACUGUGUGAUUGAGUAAGUGGUGCCUGGGUUGUGUCUUAAAGAAAUGUGAGGUGUCCUAUAAGUGAAGGCAUCAUCCAAGUCUUUUUGACAAAGAAAAUGGUCAAAAAAUGGAUUUGAGUUGUGGGAAAGUAGAUGUUUCUAUAUAGAUUUUAUCUCCAUUCAAGUUGAGCAGCACAGAACCAAUUUUAAAUUCCACAGACCUUAGGGGUGGGCAAAAUAUUUUGAAUAUAAGAUGUUUUGAGAUUGAAAGAGUUGUUCUAAGUUCAGAAUGGUUGUUCUGACAUAUUGAAGUGUUCAAGGCUCAAAACAAUUCUGUCUUAAGUUUGAAAUAGUUUUGAGCUUAAAAUGGGACAUUUCAAGCUCAGAACACUUUUAGAAUGGUUGAAACACAUCUUUUGAACUCUCAGUAUUUUGAAUUCAGAAUGUUUGCACACUACCAUUAAAUCUUAAUGAAUCUUAGCUAAAAUAAAUAGUUCUGUCUUUCAGAGCCAGUUCAAGAACAGUGUAGGUUAAUACUGCACUUUAGCAAUAGCAGUUAUGUAGCUUAAUUGCCAUCAUCAUACUAUCUUGUUUCUAGAUUCCUCUGUUGAAAAAUAUUAUCAGGAAGAAUGGAAGUUUAAGGGUCCCCAUUUCUCACAAAGGCUGAAGCAUACAAAAGCACUUAAUAUUGAGGAUCAUCUCUGAGAUUUGGUAAACAUCUUUGAGGGUUCCAAAACAAAGCUUUAGCUUUUAGGAUUCUUUUGGCAAGAAUGGGUCACGUUUCAAAACAAAUUGCCUUCCCAUACAAUAUGUUUGUUUGCCUUAGCAGGCUAGAGGGUAAAACAGUAAAUUGACUGUUUAUUUGCAAUAGGAAGUGACAACGAUUAAAUAACCUUUGACAAUCUAGAGUUCAUAGUCUUGGUUUUAAAAUAAUUUGAUGAGGGGGGGUUGCCACCUUCUUCCCUGACCAUCAUGAUACAACAAAUAGGUCAAACAUUUUAUUUUGCUUUAAAUCCUUUACAUCAGGUGUUACCAAUUUUUAAGGUUAUAUUUCUAGUUAAGGACCUCAUUGCAAGUUAGAAUAGAAUAUUUCAGAAGGAAGAUUUCAUUGCAAGUUUGAUUUUAGUCUAUAUUAUUAGAGAGUGAUUGGCAGAUAAUGUUGUGUAUGGAGUCACAGUGGUACCCAAAAUAUCUGCCCUCACUUUGUUCACUUUGGCUACUACUAGAGUCCUGGUUUGUGGCCUUCUCCUAGGAAAACUCUGUAAGGGUUUAAAAAUCUUAACUAUUUAAAGAGUGUGUACCUGGAGACUUUAGAACAAAAUUAAUUCCAGUACUGAAAAAUGACCUCAUAUUGAUUCAGAGCCCAAAUGCCCAGAGUACAAAGAGAAUAUUGAAAAUAUUUGAUUAGUGGAUAGUUCAACUUGUUCUUGUUUGUUCUCUUACUGGUCUGUGAAGGGUUGAGGUGAGGGGAAGGAGGUAAAAAUGUCUUGCUGAAAGAAAUGUUUACAAUGUGUGUUCUGUGAAGCUGUGUAUCAGUUGUGAUGAUUUCUCGUCCCUUUUUUGUCUGUAUUGCCAAUACAAUCCUUGUAAUUUAGUAAUGUGUUUUGUUCUUGGCUUAGAUAAAUAUUCUAGCACUCUGUGAUACGUACUGGGCUGAGGAAGAACAAGUUCUGGCACCACUUGUCCCAGGAGCUCACUGGGUGAGUUUAGGUCUGCCGCUGUUUCAGCCCAACCUACUUCACAGAGUGGAUGUGGGGAUAACAUUAGGAGACCUACCCUAUAAGCUGCCUUUAGCUUUCAGACAAAAGGCAGAAUAGACUUAAAUGAGUACGUAACACUUGUCAGUAGCAUUGGAACUGUGCAAGAGGGGUGCAUGUGUGAGAGAAUGCCUAAGCAAUUGGUUUACAAGAUAUGGCUGGUGAGAUAAUGGAAGACUGAACUGCUACAGAGUCUCUGUAAUUUCCCAAGGGCAAAGGGGGUGGGGUGAGGGGAAAGAAAAACUGCUUUAAAAGGUUAAAUUUGGGGCAAGAUAUAUGUGUCUCCCUUCUAGAGCCAAAGCCCCAUCAGAAAACAGGCAGCUUUUUUGUAACCCCACUGGAAAAUGUUCAGUCUGUAGUAGUCAAACUUUAGGAGAUGCAGUUGGUAGAAGUUUGUAUAGAAAACAGGCUCAUCCAGAUAAAAAAUUACCUUGUGAAAUAUGCCAAAAUAAUUUUGAUUUGCAAUAUAUAUCAACAUAAGUUUCUUAUGUAGUAUUAUAUUUUGUUAAGCAGUUGCAGGAAAGAGAUGUUCCAGUGGAAUGUCCCAAGGGGACUGUUUUCUUACAAGAUUGAAACAAUUAUUUGUUAAGUUUUGUGCACAUCCCUAGUAUAUGAUUGGGGUAUACAGAGAUUUGAAAUAAAUGAUUCUUAAAGCCAACUCUAGUGUAAAUGAAGCAGUUCUCCUCAAAGCUUUGAAGCAGCCACGUCCUUUGGAAGCCUCACAAGCUAUCUCAAUGUCUGCUUAUGCACAGCCACUUUGCUGAUAGUCACAUCCAUGUGCAGUUAUUGAAGGAGUUCUAAACAGUACAGCUUCCUCAGCACUUCAGCGGGGGGUGCUUUGCUGGUGUCAACAGGCUUUCUGAAGUAGUUCUUUCAAAUGCUUUGCACAGCUGAUAUUUAGGCAAAAAUGGAGUGGGUUUUAUUUUCAAAAUGCCUGAUUAUAUUGCUAGUGAGGCUGCUUGAAGAGUGGUAUCGCCUUUGAUGAGUUGACUCCUUAAGGCAGUAGUAUCUUUUUCAGGUUUAAGCGGAAGACUGAAAAAUGGGCUGCUUUAAUAGAGAGGUGCUCAGCUCACAUGAGGUCUGAAGCACUUUUUCCAAGUCAUUUCUGAAAUUUGCAGAGUCCUGAUAUUUAAAUAAUGUUAAGGAAAAAGGAUUUAAAUCAUCAGACACACAGGCAAUUUAUUUACUUGCAAGGAGGUAAGAGCAGAGUUUCUCUUUUCUUACUUAAAACAGCAAAGUUUAAAGGCGAUUUAUAUAUAUAUUUUUUGGAAGGAGGGAUGUCAUUGAAUCACAGACACAAAAGGAGGGAGCCAUGGUUAUAUUUCCCAAGUAGAAAACAAAAGGAGUGAGCCUGGAGCACAUUUUUGAAGCAGAAAACAAAAGGAGCCAUGAGUGUAUUUCCAAAGCAAAACAAAGCAGCUUGACAGCAUUAGAAUGCCUUCUUCCUACAACAACGGAGGUGCUAAUAGGUACUGCUAAUAGGUACUGAACUUGAGGCAUUGUUGCAGUCAGGAAAAUGUCAAGCCAAUUAACUCUAACUUGGUGAAAAACUUAAAAGUCAGGAAAGGAAGUAGAAUUACAAAGCACUCUUUCCUGAUAGGGGAGACCUGCCAGGGAAAAUGGAAGGGGAAAAAGUGCUUUUUUGGAAAAGGGAAGAACCUUUAUUAAAAAAAUUUUAUACUGUUAAUUCGCUUCAAAAUGCAAAUAAUAUUAAUAAUCAUCACCUAGAUAGGUGGUUUCUUUAAAGAAGGCAAAACCAUACAAUAUUUUUUUCCCUUAGAAUACAUGCUAUUUAUUAAUACAGUUCCAAAAAGUAGUCAACUGGCUCACAAAACACAAUGGCGUUAAAAAGAUCCAUGACCUGAAAAUAUUUUUAAAAUGAUUAAAAGGACUUAAUGAAAGACACAGACAAGAAGUUGUUUUAGAAGCCUCUAUAAAGAUAUACUGUAUAUUGCCUACCAUUAAAAAAAAAAAAAAAA